UCCUAUCUAGGAAGUUAAACAUUUCGAGUAGCGAUUCAACGCGCUUAAGCGUUUACAGUGAUUAAUAUCGUUAUCGAUAGCGAAGUUUCAUAUAAUGUGAUGAAUAUAAACACAAAAGAAGGGCUAAUUUGAGACGAAGGAGCAGACCGGAGACUCCACCAUGGCAGGAGACGAAGCUCGGCAGAGGAAAGGAGGUGGCCGCAAGAAGUCCAAAAAGGGGAAAGGGAAGGGGCAGGGUGGUUUGGAUCAGACUGGAAGUCUAGAUGGGCAGAAUGACCUGCUGUUACCCCCUCCCACCAUACCACCCAAAAAGCCUGUGGAGGAGAGGACCAAAACAGCCCUAGCUAAGAUAGAGGAUGAGUCGGCCACUUCUAUCUGCCUGCAGGUGCUGUUCCCCUACCUGCUGGCUGGGAUGGGGAUGGUGAUGGCAGGCAUGGUGCUGGACAGUGUACAGCACUGGGAUGUGUUUAAAGCGAUCACAGAGGUGUUCAUCCUGGUACCUGCUCUAGUGGGGCUCAAGGGAAACCUGGAGAUGACUCUAGCAUCUCGUCUCUCUACUGCUGCUAACACCGGACAGAUGGACGACCCCAAACAGCAGUGGCUGAUGGUGACCUGUAAUCUUGCUCUUAUUCAGGUUCAGGCCACUGUGGUGGGCUUCCUGGCAGCUCUUGCGGCCGUAGGUCUUGGCGCUUUGUCCAGAGGGGGUGUAGAGCUGGACCAGGCGGCUGUCCUGUGUGCUAGCAGUGUUACCACCGCAUUUGUGGCUGCUCUGUCCUUAGGUCUGGUGAUGAUUGGUGUGAUCAUUGGCUCCAGGAAAGUGGGCAUCAACCCUGAUAAUGUGGCCACACCGAUAGCAGCCAGUCUGGGAGAUCUCAUCACUCUUUCUCUGUUGGCUGGAGUCAGCAGCACACUGUUCCAGUACAGAGAUGUGUGGUACUUGUCCCCGUUGGUGUGUGUCUUCUUCCUGCUGCUCAUUCCUCUCUGGGUGCUCAUCGCUAGACAGAGUCCACAGAUUAAAGAGGUUCUGAAGUCGGGCUGGCAGCCUGUUAUAGUGGCCAUGUCCAUCAGCAGUUUCGGAGGCCUUAUUCUUGAUAAGACUGUGAGCGAUCCGAACUUUGAGGGCAUGGCGGUCUUCACACCAGUCAUAAACGGUGUGGGGGGGAACCUGGUGGCCAUCCAGGCCAGUCGGAUCUCCACCUACCUUCAUUUGUGGAGCGUACCUGGAGUCCUGCCCUAUAAGAUGAGACAGCACUGGCCCAACCCCUGUGCCACAUUCUUCUCCUCAGGUGUGAACUCGAAGUCGGCGCGGGUGCUGUUCCUCUUGGUGGUUCCAGGUCAUCUGUUGUUUCUUUUUGCCAUUAAUAUGCUCCAAGGAGGCCACGCUGCCAUCACACCAGCAUUUAUCUGCUGCUACCUGGGUGCUGCUCUGCUUCAGGUCGGGAUCCUCAUUUAUACAGCAGACCUGAUUGUGCGUUUGAUGUGGAGAAAAGGUUUGGACCCAGAUAACUUCUCCAUCCCGUACCUGACUGCACUGGGAGACCUGUUGGGUACGGGUUUCCUGGCCCUGUGCUUCCGUCUGGUCAUGCUAAUGGAGGGGCUCGGCUUGUAAAAUGCUAGACCUCCUCCUCCCACCUCCAGAUCCCAGUUCAUGGGACCUUUGCCACCUAGGCUGGCUGCAAUGCUUUGGAGAUGCGAACUUGUCUGUGGGAAGCUAAAGACAGAAUAUGAGCCACAUUGUUUCUGUGCUUACAGGACAUGUUGACUGGAAAUAUGAAAUACAUCGGCAGGUAUGGACUUAGUAGCUGACAGCCUGUAAUAUGAUUAUACUCUUGGUGUGUUGUCCUGUUGCCUCAGUGAUGCUGCUUUCAUACACACUAGUCACCUGAAAACUGUAUAACUUUAGGUGCGCCACAAAUUUUUAUGUGCCAUGUAUAAAUUGAAUUUGACGUUUACAAGAUUUAAGACCUUGAAGGAUUCUGGGAUGUUUGUUUUUGUCAAAUAUCGUUUUUGAGUGUCUGAUUUAGGAUCGAAAGUCUCAAAACUUUGAAGGUCAUUCCUUUGCUGUUGUAGUAACUACAUACAAGAUCAUAAUUGCUGCUAGAUAUUUUUACUGGAUACUAUAUCUCAUAUACAGAGGGUGUAACGUACCUCUAAGUUUGUAAUUUUUUUGCACCUGAAAUAUUUUUUCUCAAAAUACCACACUUUGGAAAAAGACAAAAUCUUCUAAUGAAUGAAUUGAUUACAAUGAUAUUGUUCAUGUGGCAGUUUUAUUCAACACAUUUGUAAUAUAUUUACUCUGAAUUAUAAUUAACCUUACUCACAUGAUUUUUCUACAGUUUAAGUGUUGUGGUCCCUAAAACAGUAAAAAAAAAUAAAAAAUUACAUAUUUGUCCAGUAAA
Messenger RNA from Sinocyclocheilus grahami, 2399 nucleotides. RefSeq names its product solute carrier family 41 member 1-like. Gene Ontology annotation, molecular function: monoatomic cation transmembrane transporter activity. Gene Ontology annotation, biological process: monoatomic cation transport. The record is from RefSeq and is a predicted model, not a curated record. Bases 161 to 1609 code for a protein of 482 amino acids. Gene Ontology annotation, cellular component: plasma membrane. NCBI's taxonomy places the organism in Eukaryota, Metazoa, Chordata, Actinopteri, Cypriniformes, Cyprinidae. The transcript has 11 exons.